Molecule: messenger RNA, 447 nt
Organism: Xyrichtys novacula (pearly razorfish)
Lineage: Eukaryota; Metazoa; Chordata; Actinopteri; Labriformes; Labridae
Source: the annotation of a GenBank genome assembly
AUGCCUUCCAAGCCAGCGGUUACCGGAAAGUGCCAGUGCUUUAACAACCCAACUCCUCUCAUGUCGGUUUCUGUGGAGUGCGUUUGCUCUCUCGCAUAUGCAGCUCCGCGCAUGUGUGUGCCAGAAGGAGGUCUGGAAGAGCCAUGCCGAGCAUACAGCAAGCUCGUACUAUGCACACCCGAGAAUAGGGGAGGAAACGAUAAGAAAGGGUACACACUGUGCGUCUCACAGCACCCACAACCCAGCCGACUCUCUGGUGCCAUUUCAUCGAAACCCUCACACCUAAACACCGGACCACCUCAGCAACAACAACUCAUCGUACAGCUUCUCCUCCUCGUGAACAGAUCCUGGAAACUGAGCUCCAGCACCUCAAAUUAUGUUAAGUCGGAAAAACAAUGCCGCAAAAAGCUCAUGGCGGCUUCGGAAAAGAGACACCAAGACUUGUAA